GCAGGGGAGGGGCGGGCGCCCGAAUAUGCAGAUGAGCGCGUGACGGACAGCUCCGCGUUCCAAUGUCCCUCGGAAACUCGAGCGCUCCUUCCUCAACUCCUCACUCCCGGCUCCAGACUCCCCCAAACCCCGACCGCCGGCCUGGCGCGCGGCUGCGCCCACCGGCUCCGCGCCGCCGCCGCCGCCGCCGCCGCUGCCGCCGCUGCCGCCUCGCGGUCCCCCCGGCUCGCGGGACGCCCAGGCUAGUGCCCGGGCGGGCCAGCCUCCGCCCGCGGCCCGGGUGCCCGCCGCCGCGCCGCCGCGCCCCGGCCGGGCGUGGAUGGAGGGCGCCGCGCGCCCUGCCCGCUGCUCGGCGUGACGCGGGCCCCGCGCCCCGCGCCCACCAUGUCCUAUCCACAGGGCUACCUGUACCAAGCGCCCGGCUCGCUGGCGCUCUACUCGUGCCCGGCGUACGGCGCGUCCGCGCUGGCCGCGCCGCGCAGCGAGGAGCUGGCGCGCUCGGCGUCCGGCUCGGCUUUCAGCCCGUACCCGGGCUCGGCGGCCUUCACGGCGCAGGCGGCCACCGGCUUCGGCAGCCCGCUGCAGUACUCGGCUGACGCGGCGGCCGCCGCCGGCUUCCCGUCCUACAUGGGUGCGCCCUACGACGCACACACGACCGGAAUGACCGGCGCCAUUAGCUACCACCCGUACGGCAGCGCGGCCUACCCGUACCAGCUCAACGACCCCGCGUACCGCAAGAACGCCACGCGGGACGCCACGGCCACGCUCAAGGCCUGGCUCAAUGAGCACCGCAAGAACCCCUACCCCACCAAGGGCGAGAAGAUCAUGCUGGCCAUCAUCACCAAGAUGACCCUCACGCAGGUCUCCACCUGGUUCGCCAACGCGCGCCGGCGGCUCAAGAAGGAGAACAAGAUGACGUGGGCGCCGCGGAACAAAAGCGAGGACGAGGACGAGGACGAGGGCGACGCGGCAAGGGCCAAGGAGGAGAGUCCCGACAAAGCUCAGGAGGGCACGGAGACCUCGGCGGAGGACGAAGGGAUCAGCCUGCACGUGGAUUCGCUCACGGAUCACUCCUGCUCGGCCGAGUCGGACGGGGAGAAGCUGCCGUGCCGCGCCGGGGACCCCCUAUGCGAAUCGGGCUCUGAGUGCAAGGACAAGUACGACGACCUGGAGGAGGAUGAGGACGACGAGGAGGAGGGCGUGCGGGACCUGGCGCUGCCCAAGCCCGUGACUUCGUCGCCGCUCACCGGCGUGGAGGCGCCGCUGCUGAGCCCCCCGCCAGAGGCCGCACCCCGCGGCGGCGGCGGCGGCGGAGGCAAGCCGCCCCUGGGCAGCCGGACGUCGCCUGGCGCGCAGCCGCAGGCCAGCAAGCCCAAGCUGUGGUCGCUGGCCGAGAUCGCCACGUCGGACCUCAAGCAGCCGAGCCUGGGCCCGGGCUGCGGGCCGCCGGGGAUCCCCGCGGCCGCUGCGCCCGCUCCGUCCGGGGCGCCGCCGGGCGGCUCGCCCUACCCCGCCUCGCCGCUGCUCGGCCGCCACCUGUACUACACGGCGCCCUUCUACGGCAGCUACACAAACUACGGGAACUUGAACGCCGCGCUGCAGGGCCAGGGGCUGCUGCGCUACAACUCGGCGGCCGCCGCCCCCGGCGAGGCGCUGCACGCCGCACCCAAGGCCGCCAGCGACGCGGGAAAGGCGGGCGCGCACCCGCUAGAGCCCCACUACCGGCCCCCGGGCGGCGGCUAUGAGCCCAAGAAAGAUGCCAGCGAGGGCUGCACCGUGGCUGGCGGCGGCGUCCAGCCCUACCUAUAGAAGGCUGCACGGCGACGCACGUAAGUGGGCGCCCGCGCUCCCGCACGCCGGCUCCGUGCGUGACUCGCUCGUCCUGUCCCGGGGUUGAGGGUGGAGUGGCCCGCUGGGGUCUUCUUUCCCGGCAAAGGGGGGGCCCUCUGCUCUGGAUCCCCGUUUUCCUUCUCGCCAGCUGCUCUUUGAAGAAGCACUCAGAGCUGGACUGUCCCUGUGUCGCGAUUGCGCACCGCCCCGGUUCUCUGCUUGAGACAAAAGUCGUAGACGCUCAGUCUGGGCGCGUGCGCGCGGUGCGGAGCCGCUGUCACCGCGGACACCUGCUUCCACGCGGCGGUGUUGCAGAGGGAGCUGCAGGCGCGGCCCGGAGCCGGCUAGAGCCGCAGCAGCCGGGCCUGCGGGCGUCAGAGGCCACGGUCCUCCACCACUAGGCACAGUCACCAGUCACAGAGCCAGCAGCCAGGAACGCGGUGCGAGCCGUCAAGUGACUCGUUCUGGUAGUGCGAUGGUGUUGGUGCGCCACGGAAGGAUUUGGGAUGAUUUGGUUUUUUCCUUGGUCCACAGGUAGGUGUCACAAUUGCUUUGGAAACAAAAAAUAAUAAAGUCAGCAGGCGGUUUUCUCUUGCCGAACUCGUAAAGCCACAGCUGCGAAGCCCAGAUCUCUCGGGUCAGACCGAUCUCGCUCGCGCCGCUGUGAGCGAGCAGAGCCCCCGGGACUGUGUUGUGGGACGUGCGUAACGUGUUGGCGUAGUGUAGCUUCCAGAUGUACGUGUGACUUUCGGGAACAGUCUGUUUUUCUCAGGACCCCUCGCAUCGAUUGCUUCAUCGCCACGGUGUAUAUUCUGUAGCUGUGCUAGGAUGGACUGGGAGAGUUCUUUGUAAAAGAUGUACACAGUAGGAAUACCACGUGAUUGAAGACGUUGAGUACUGCAAGAAGUGGAAACAAAUUUGAUAUUUAUUUUUAUAAUGAUAUAAAGCUUCUAGUAAUUUAUGCAAGUUGUAUUGCAAUGGAAUCUAAACUUUUUUUGUAAAUAAAUUCUGCCUGGUUUUUAUUUGGACAUUGCUGGUUAUACAAUCUUUGUUGGUUGUUUAACACGGAUUCUUUACUAAUUUAUAUCUCAAAUUGUAAAUAAAAGCAGCCUAGUCUACAAUG
Oryctolagus cuniculus (rabbit) is the source of this 2953-nucleotide messenger RNA. RefSeq names its product iroquois homeobox 2 (gene IRX2). Lineage: Eukaryota; Metazoa; Chordata; Mammalia; Lagomorpha; Leporidae. Gene Ontology annotation, molecular function: DNA-binding transcription factor activity, RNA polymerase II-specific; RNA polymerase II cis-regulatory region sequence-specific DNA binding. The record is from RefSeq and is a predicted model, not a curated record. Gene Ontology annotation, cellular component: nucleus. Gene Ontology annotation, biological process: regulation of transcription by RNA polymerase II; cell development; neuron differentiation.